AUGAAGAUUGUUUCUCCCUUUGGCAAUAUCGUUACCACCGGUAUCAUCACGACACUAUUGAUGGCCACAUCAUGCAGUGCUUCUGUGUGCCUUACCCUGAAUGUUCCAGAUGAUUCCUCCUUCUUUAAAGGAUCUACUUCACCUCCAGCUGGGGCCACGGACGUUGUAUGUGAUGUUACAUGCACCUCUGCUACAAACCUCAGAAUUCUACUGGAACCGACUCCAGGCACAAUUGGGGAUUCUACGUUCUCUUGUGGGACCACCCUUUCCUACACUACAUCCUCAAGUGUAGAGAUUAAACAUUUGGCAGACGCCAACACGGGUAUGGUCAUUACAUGCAAUUGCCUUGAUCUCAGUACUCCUGUUCCUGUUCCCACUUCUGCUCCUGCUCCCACGCCUCCUGCUUCCGCUUGUUUUUCAAAGCAAGCCACUGUCACAACUCUACAUGUAGAACAACCACAAACGACCAAAAUGGUGGAACUCAAGAUCGGAGACAUGGUCUUAACAGCCAACAACCGGUACCAACCUAUCUAUGCAUUUGCCCACAACGAUGCCACAACUGCGACCAAAUUCCUCCAGAUCCAUAACACAAACAACAAGAACCCAUUGGAAGCCACUGGUCAACAUUUGGUCUAUGUGCAGGGGGAGGAUGCCCCUGUCACAGCCAAAUCCAUCAAGGUCGGUGAUACUCUCCCCCAGGCUCAAGCUGGACACGGACAAGGAGGAGCGGCCAUUGUCACCAAGAUUGAUACUGUACAGCGCCAUGGAAUCUAUGCUCCAUUGACCCAGGAUGGCACCCUUGUGGUGGAUGGCAUUGCAUCCUCUUGCUAUAUUUCCCUCCAACCCAAUGGCAAUCCCAAAACUAUGGAACUGCAAGGCCAUUCCACAUCCAUGUUGUCACACCACAAUGUUGCCCACAUGCUCAUGACUCUGCCUCGUUUGGUUUGCAUGGGUGGGAUAAACCCCAGAAUGUGCCAGACAUACAACAACAAUGGUGUGGCUCUCUUUGUGCAGAUGGCCUUUGAUUUGGCCCACUGGUUCCAUGCCCAACACUGGGUGGUUCAGAUCUUCCUAUUGGCUGUCUACUUGGUUGUCUUGUGCCCCCUCUAUGCCUUGGAGCUCUUGUUCGGUGCCAAGCUGGCUGCUGCUAUGGUUGUUGGUGGGCUGGUCUUGGUGGGUUUUGUCCGUGGAAAUGCUCCUGCUGUGGACCCAGUGGAUGUCAAGAAAGAAGCUUGA
This is a messenger RNA of Seminavis robusta, 1236 nucleotides long. The record is from the annotation of a GenBank genome assembly. Lineage: Eukaryota; Bacillariophyta; Bacillariophyceae; Naviculales; Naviculaceae.